AUGAAGGUCCAGUCUGGAAACCUCGGAAUCGGCCUGCGUCGCUCUGGGGCGGGAAGCGGUGACUCUGGAUUGCUCAAACACGCACAAAGCGGGGACAAGACAAGCCCAACAGAAGCACAUGAAACGUGCUCCAUCGCACUGGCGAUCAUCAUCCCACCCAUGAUCCAUCCAUUCCAUUCCAGUUCAAAAGCCACAAUCAGCCAUCGGCCUAUCACACUGUCUUUUCUAUCCAUCCGAUCUGUCUACUCCGUCCAUAUUCACCAUCGUAUGAUCCACCAUGAGCCUCUUUCUUUACUGGUUCAGAAAUGGCUUGAGUGGGACCGAAAUCCCGAGACGCGGGCUGAAAUUGAGCAGCUACAGAAGGCUGGAGCGACUGCAGAGCUCGAGCUGCGUCUUCGGCAGCGCAUUCAAUUCGGAACAGCCGGCCUUCGUGGUCGGAUGGCGGCAGGGUUCUCCUGCAUGAACUCCCUAACCGUCAUUCAGGCAUCGCAAGGGUUGGCCAAAUACAUUCGAGACAAACACUCCGACAUUGCGCCGAAUGGUGUGGUCAUUGGCCAUGACGCUCGGCACAACUCUGCUAAAUUUGCUGCUCUGGCAGCCAAUGCCUUUAUUGCGAUGGGAAUACCGGUCUGGUAUUAUUCAAAACCCACGUUGACACCAUCAGUACCAUUUGGUGUGACGCAUGUGCGAGCUGCGGCUGGCGUCAUGAUAACUGCAAGCCAUGUUACAAAGUGUUCGGCUCACGCUUCCUUGAUUCAAAUGGACGAUGCUGACUGGUGGACUAGGUAUUUCAAGAACGGCGCUCAGAUCAACACGCCCAUGGAUGUUGAGAUAGCGCAAUCCAUUGACAACAACCUAGAACCGUGGCCAAAUGCUUGGGACAGCCUAGAAGCCACGGCGUAUCUCCAUGCUGAAGCUCUUCAGACGAUUCUGCCUCGGUAUACCGAGGCGGUUUGGAACUAUGCGAAAUCCACCGUCCCUAGCUGGUCAAGCCCGCGUCCAUUCAUGUAUACUCCUUUGCAUGGGGUCGGAGGUUUGAUCUUUCCCGAGCUAUGCCGCUCGGUUGGGAUAACCGACUUCGCUGCUGUAACAGAGCAAGUGGAACCGAACCCUGAUUUCCCAACAGUCGCAUUCCCAAACCCGGAGGAGAAUGGAUCCCUGGACUUGGCCAUGCAAUCAGCUGAUAAAGAGGGCAAAACGCUCAUUAUUGCUAAUGACCCUGAUGCAGAUCGGUUCGCUGCUGCCGAGAAAGUUGACGGUUCUUGGUUCACCUUCACGGGGAACCACCUUGGCGUUCUACUGGCGUCGCAUUUGUUUGAUUCGCUUGAAGGCCGAAAUGACAAAUCACGCAUAGCUGUGUUGAACUCCGCGGUCUCCACAGGCAUGCUUGAGAAGAUGGCAAGGUCAAAGGGCUUCCACUUUGAGGAAACAUUGACUGGAUUCAAGUGGAUGGGAAACAUUGCCCGGAGACUAGAAGAGUCAGGGUACCAUGUACCUUUUGCUUUCGAGGAAGCCCUGGGAUAUAUGUUCCCAGAUGUGUGCCACGACAAGGACGGUGUGACUGCUGCUAUGGUUUUCCUAGCAGCGGAAGCUCGAUGGAGAUCUCAGGGCCUCACCCCAUAUUCGAAACUACAGCAGCUGUUCAAGGAUUUUGGGUACUUUGAAACACUCAAUAACUACUUCCGAUCACCUAGCCCGGAAAUCACAAAAAGCCUGUUCGGAGCCAUCAGGAACGGGCCUUACCGAACACAAAAAUCCCUUGGUUCAUUCAAGAUCUUGAGAUGGAGAGACAUGACAGAGGGCUAUGAUUCGGGUGCUGAGGAUCAGAAACCAGCAUUGCCAAUUGAUAAAAGUAGUCAGAUGUUGACCAUAUGGCUGGACCGAGAUGUUCGGUUCACCAUCCGUGGCUCUGGCACAGAACCAAAAGUCAAGGUCUACAUCGAAAGCUGCAGUGCUUCUCAUGCGCAGGCUGUGGAUGCUGUCUGUGACACCUUUCGAACAGUUUUGAAAGAGUGGAUCCGGCCCUUUGCUCCUUCGAUGAGCUACAGCAAGAAUCUCCCGACGUCGUCUGGUCAUAUUCUCAACAUUGAUUGA
Messenger RNA from Aspergillus fumigatus Af293, 2094 nucleotides. RefSeq names its product phosphoribomutase PRM15. The record is from RefSeq and is a predicted model, not a curated record. Gene Ontology annotation, biological process: carbohydrate metabolic process; purine ribonucleoside salvage. Gene Ontology annotation, molecular function: phosphopentomutase activity. The coding region runs from base 1 to 2094 and encodes 697 amino acids. The transcript is spliced from 8 exons. Lineage: Eukaryota; Fungi; Ascomycota; Eurotiomycetes; Eurotiales; Aspergillaceae.